Ylistrum balloti is the source of this 3546-nucleotide messenger RNA. Its product is annotated as E3 ubiquitin-protein ligase KCMF1-like. The coding region runs from base 147 to 1664 and encodes 505 amino acids. Gene Ontology annotation, molecular function: zinc ion binding. Gene Ontology annotation, biological process: synaptic signaling. NCBI's taxonomy places the organism in Eukaryota, Metazoa, Mollusca, Bivalvia, Pectinida, Pectinidae. The transcript is spliced from 7 exons. Gene Ontology annotation, cellular component: plasma membrane. The record is from RefSeq and is a predicted model, not a curated record.
UUGCCAAGAAUGUAACCUUGGAACGGAGUAACGGAGUAGCGACAAAUUACGUUUUUCGAGAGUUUUGUUGGUCAAAACAAUAAUUAUAUAUCAACAUCAAGCCUCAUAAUCACGUUUCAAUAUCAUAUUGAAACGCAGUCGCUGAUAUGUCGCGUCAUGAAGGGGUCAGCUGUGAUUCGUGUUUGAAAGGAAACUUUCGAGGGAAACGUUACAAGUGCCUGGUUUGUUAUGACUAUGAUCUCUGCGCAAACUGUUAUGAGGCGGGGGCUACCACCACACGGCACACUGCUGACCACUCCAUGCAAUGCAUUCUGACAAGAAACGACUUUGAUUUAUUUUAUGGAGGAGAGGCUCUGACGGCAGAACAAACACAGGCUUUCACUUGCCCGUACUGUGGUAAAAUGGGAUACACCGAAGCAACACUGCAGGAGCAUGUUACCUCUGAUCACUCCGACACUUCCACUGAAGUUGUGUGUCCAAUAUGUGCUGCUCUGCCUGGAGGAGAUCCAAACUAUGUCACUGAUGACUUUGCAGAACAUUUGACCUUACAACACAGAAUCCCAAGAGAAUUUGAUGAGCCUGUUGGUAUUCGACAUGUACGGAGAAUUCCUCAUCCUGGCCGUGGUGUGGGAGGAAACAGAUCUAGGAGAGCAAAUAUGCAUUUUUCUUCGGGGGGAACUUCAUUGACUGGGCUCUCUCCAGGAGGACGGGAAACUAUGGACCCAAUUGCAGAACUUUUGUCUCAGCUGUCAAGUGUUAGGAGUCGUGCGGCUGCGGCCCAGAGUGUGUCCUCACAGUUACAGCAACUAGAAAUGCAGUUACAGUCAACCAGACAACAACUUGAGCGUUUGCCGAACAGACGUACCGUGGAAUCAGGAAAAUCCAACAUUACAAAUUCUUCAACUACUGGCAUCAGUACAGACCCGCAGAGUCAAGGGGGCAGUACCAACCAAACUAAUAUCAACACAGACUCGCCAUACUUAUUAGCCAGAUGCCUCGACUCCUCGGUGACAGAGUCAGAACAGAGUAUAUUUGAGGAGCGGGAGGAUCGUGGUGCAUUUGUGCAGGAACUGUUAUUAUCCACAUUGACAGAACAGUUACACUUAGAACAGGACUUGGAUGAAUUAAUAGGUGGUGGUAGUUCAAAUGAUUCAGUCAGAUCAAGUAACAAAUUGCCAACGGCCGCAUCAAACGAAGGUGAUCAACAUAAUAUCACAGGUGGUGCGAGUCCUUCAAAUCAACAACAAAACACAAAUAGCCUGAGUAAGGAUCCAGGUACUGCUGCAAUUGCCAAGUGUGUGUUACCAGAGAGAGGCAGCCAGCUACUGCCAUCACAGAAACAGCAUGCAGGAGGUGGGAGCAUGGUGGUUACUCAUCCUCGACAAAAUCAGGGGCACGCGUUUCAGGGUGUUACUCUUCGACAAAAUCAUGGAUCCAUGUCCAGUGGGAGUCAAGUUUACAAUAAUUCACUUCCAGGCUCAAAUGCUGUUCAGGCUUUGGCAGGGGCUGGGAUAGGCGCAGGAAACCUACAUCCCCUUCCUGGGAGACCAGGAUCAGGGGGUAGAGACAGAGAUGGCCGUGUGAAUCCGGCCGCAGCAAAAAAGAAUAUGUAUAAACAAUUACCAACAUCUCAAGCUUCUGAUCGUGAACCUCCACCCCACUGAGGCUCUGGCUCUCUGAAAUGGGAGAGAAAUGAAAAUGAUACAGAUUGCUUCUUUAUUCAGAAUAUCUUCAUUUUAACAGUGUCUGAUGAAGUUGGAUAAUUAUAAUUACAUAGUUAUUGUUGAGGCUAUAUUUAUUGCUUACAAUAGCAACAAAAGUUGCUGCAUUAUGUACUAGUAAUUCUACUGGUUUUAUUUUCUUUCUUUUUUUUUCAAUAAACAAAACAAGAAAGAUGUUUUCAUUGAUGCUAAGGCAUUGUGUAGUUCCUAUAUUGUGUGAGAGAGGGAUUCAAAUCACAUGCCAAAUAUGUGCUGGUGUGUGCUUACCACUUCCAUGUCCGUGUUUAAAUGUAUUGUGAUAUGUUAUUCUUGGGUCACAACAUACUGUCAUAUAGGUGUGCACAUUGGUAUAUAAGAAUAUCCAAAUAUAGACAUCUAAAAUCAUUCUUCUGUCAUCCAUGUUACUUUUUAAUACCUUAAUUAAAGGAUUGCCACUUGUGUAAAGAAAUGAUAUUUAUAUUAAUAUUGAUUGAAGAGGUAGAACAGAAAACUUCUCUAUUGAAAAAAUCUUAAUAACCGACAGAAAAUCUGUUCAUAUCAGAACAUUGGCGAAUAACUACUAAUCGAGUGGAUAGGAAUAUAGAAGCUCCAAAUAAAGACUGUUCUUAUAUAAUACAUGAAAGAAAGUUGAGGACAGUGUUUGGAAUAAUGUUCUGUCAAUCAACAAGAACAGUGUAAGGAAUAGAACCCCUAUGAUUUAACCAAUGGUACAUUUUGGAAUAAGAGAUUGUGAAUAAGAUAUUAAGAACAGUGCUAGAAAUACAAAUACUUAAGUAGAUGUGAAGAAUUUUAGAGUUUACAGAAAAGCUUUAGAUAUUUUUUGAUGAUAAAAUUUAGCAAUACAAGAAUAAUGAAAGUAAAACUUUCCUGUUCCAUGCUGAGCACCUCUUGUUAGUUACAGAGAAAAAAGAAACAUCUUUGUAUGUGACAUUAUGUUAAGAGUCCUUCAGUGUGUGUUACCGGAGACUUGAUCUCUGCUUAGCCAUCAGUCCAGUUGUUUGUGAAUAUUAUCAAUGAUACAUUUUCUGUGAUAUUAGCCUAUGCUGUUUGUGUGUAAGUGAAACAUGUUGUGUGUCGAUACCAAAUCAGAUUUUAUCAGUGAUCUGUCACAAGCUAUGUGUAACCUCUUCAUAUUUAUGGAGAUUGAUAUGGCUGUCAUAGAGCUGAGAGACUCAUAUACUAUGAGUGUGAAUCGGUGUCAGUCUCUCCAGUGCUUCUACCAUCAACUCAGUAUUAAUGCUUGUAAAUGGAUAGCUUGAGAUUAAAACCAGAUUCAAAUUUAAUUUCAUUCGGAUUGGUUCUUUUUCUUCCUAUAAAAUAAUUGUUUUAGUUCACAUAUAUGUAUACAAAUGUAAAUAAACCUUAACUGAUUGAUAUAUUUUAAUACUAGUAAAAGCCUGUUUCAUAUUUUAAUUCUACUUACAAGAACACUGAUAAAAAUAGCAUAUGAGGAGGUGAGCUCUUGGUAUGUAAUCCGCAUAUUUCACAGCUAGUGAAUGAGGGACGCUUUAUUGACCAUUCAAGGUUCGAUGGUUAGAGAGAAAUGCACUGUACUGAUUUAGUGUGAGUGAUGGGUACGUUCAGUGAUAAGAAUGUACUUAAUUAUCAUGAGAUGUACAGAUGUUGAUUGAAGCAAGUGCUUGGCAGUUAUGAAGUAUAAUAUUCAUCGCUGACAAAUCUGUAAGCCCAGAGUACUACAUAACUACUAAAGAUAAAGGUUAUUUAGUGUGUCAUAGAAAAAAAGAGCACUUAUAAUGUUUAUCUGAAAAAAAUUCUUCUGAUUCAUGUUUAAAUUAAUGUAUAAAUCAAUAAAUGUUAAGAAAAA